This is a messenger RNA of Aspergillus homomorphus CBS 101889, 1473 nucleotides long. RefSeq names its product putative MFS transporter. Gene Ontology annotation, molecular function: transmembrane transporter activity. Gene Ontology annotation, cellular component: membrane. Bases 94 to 1473 code for a protein of 459 amino acids. The record is from RefSeq and is a predicted model, not a curated record. Gene Ontology annotation, biological process: transmembrane transport. Lineage: Eukaryota; Fungi; Ascomycota; Eurotiomycetes; Eurotiales; Aspergillaceae. The transcript has 3 exons.
GUCGCUGCACUCCAUUGUCCAUUCCCAAUUGCUCUUGGAAUCAAGUUUAACACUUCCUAUUGCUGCGUGUUCGAUCAGGUGCCCAGCGAUACCAUGAUCUCGAAACAGGCCGAUGGCGCGGUGAUUGAAAGGCGCGAUGACUCAAAUUUACCGCUGAAUGAAAAGCCUACUCAGCGCGAUGCGUUCUACCUCACAGAGCAGGACCCUGAAGAAUUGAAAGUGCUGGAGGAGAAAAUCCGAUGGAAGACGGACGUACGUCUUUGCAGUAUUGCUGGGAUCCUCUGCAGUCUCAAUCUACUCGACUCGGGCAUCCUGUCAUCUGCAUCCGUCACCAGCAUGCCCAGCGACUUGAAUCUCCAUGGCACACGAAACUCUGUCUCAAUCUUCAUCUUCACCAUCGCUAGCGUCGUCUGUCAAUUACCGUCCACCAUCGCAGUCCGUUGGGUGGGUCCCCGGGUUUGGUUCGCCGCCAUCACCUUCACAUUUGGCCUCAUAACGUUGUGUACUGCCUUUAUUCACACUUGGCGACAGAUGAUUGCCCUGCGGGUGUUACUGGGGAUGGCGAUGUCGGGUAUUUACCCGGGUCUGACCUAUCUCAUCAGUACCUGGUACCCACGACGGGAGCAGCAGCUUCGAUUUGCUGUUCUUCAGUCGGGUGAAGUGGUCGGGCUCGCGACAGGGUAUAUUGUGAACUACGGUCUAAAUCUGCUGAACGGGAAAGCAGGCUUGCAAGGCUGGCGCUGGAUGUACCUUAUCCAGGGCCUGAUCAGUUGCGUCAUUGGAAUUCUCACUUAUUGGUGGAUGGUUGACUUCCCAGAGAAUGCUCAUCGCAGCUUCCAUUUCCUGACUGAGGCAGAGGCACGUGUGGCCGCGCAGCGUAUUCGAGCUGAUCGUGACGACAUAGUGCCGGACGCUUUUUCGUGGAGCAAGGUUCUGGCUCCUUUCGCCGACCCGAAAUUGUACGGGUUCGCAUGCCUGUUUUUCCUGUUGAAUAUUGUCUCUACGGCCCUGAACUAUUUUCUGCCUAUGAUCCUUCAAUCAGGUAUGGGCUUUUCGAGCAAUGAUUCUAUCUUGCUCUCAACGCCGCCCUACUAUUGGUCGGUCAUCCCAGUUAUUUUUACAUCGUUUGUGGGAGACACUUAUCGCAUCCGUGCACCCCUCAUUACAUUCAACGCUCUCUGCCUCAUAGCUGGGUUCCUUAUGUUUGGUUUGCCUUCCUCCACGCAGGUCACUGUUCGAUACAUUGGAACCUUUCUCGCUACCGGGGCAUAUGUGUCGAACUGGGCAGCUUUGAACGCAUUCAUGGCCAACAACGUCGUUGGGCAAUGGAAUCGCGCCACCACUGCGGCAGCAGUGUCGGCGGGUAAUGGCUUGGGUGGUGUGGCAGGCAGUUAUAUUGUGCGGCAGCAGGAAGCACCGCGCUAUCAAACCGCUGUAUGGGUGUCCAUUGGAUAUAGUCAUAGAUCCAAGUAG